This is a messenger RNA of Poecilia reticulata (guppy), 2942 nucleotides long. Its product is annotated as sodium-dependent lysophosphatidylcholine symporter 1-B-like. NCBI's taxonomy places the organism in Eukaryota, Metazoa, Chordata, Actinopteri, Cyprinodontiformes, Poeciliidae. Gene Ontology annotation, molecular function: lysophospholipid:sodium symporter activity; fatty acid transmembrane transporter activity. The record is from RefSeq and is a predicted model, not a curated record. Gene Ontology annotation, cellular component: plasma membrane. Gene Ontology annotation, biological process: fatty acid transport; lipid transport across blood-brain barrier; lysophospholipid translocation.
AAUGAAUGAGCUGGCCAGAUACAGCUCACGAGAGUUGAGUCAUACAAAUUUGAAGAAGAGAAGAGUACAACAUGCUGCUGCUGUGAGGAGCUGUAAUUUUAAAUAUAACACUACAUAUUCAUAUCAAACUGGACCAAAAUUAACCAGUUUAUCGAAAAAAGAUGGCCCGAGGAGAAGGCGCCGAGCAGUACACCGCAACUUUACUGGCAACGACAGUCAAACCUAUGAAGACAGAAAUCAAGGCGGUCAAGUCAAAAGAACAGAGGAGGGACACACAGAAACUCUCUUUGUGGAGUAAACUGUGCUAUGCCAUCGGAGGAGCUCCCUACCAGAUAACAGGCAGCGCUCUGGGCUUCUUUCUCCAGAUCUACCUGCUCGAUGUGGCUCAGCUGGAUCCUUCCUACGCCUCCAUCAUCCUGUUCGUUGGUCGGGCCUGGGAUGCCAUCACAGACCCAACUGUGGGGUUCUUGGUGAGCCGGAGUAAAUGGACUGGCAUCGGCCGCAUGAUGCCCUGGAUCCUUUGCUCGACUCCGUUUGCAGUGCUGACUUACCUCCUAAUCUGGUACGUGCCUCCGUUUGAGGAAGGAAAAGUCAUCUGGUACCUGGUGUUUUACUGCCUCUUUCAGUCAAUGCUGACGUGCUUCCAUGUUCCAUAUUCAGCCCUCACCAUGUUUAUAAGCAGUGACCAGAAGGAGCGGGACUCUGCCACCGCCUAUCGUAUGACGGUGGAGGUGCUGGGUACUGUGCUGGGCACGGCGAUCCAGGGACAGAUAGUAGGUGGAGUCUCCAGUUGUCCCACUGAGCCUGAAAACUCCAACAGCACAAACAUCACUAUGAACACGACCAUAAUUUCGCUGGAAGAUACAAAACGAGCCUACCUGCUUGCUUCCGGGGUCAUCUGCAUCAUCUAUGUCGUUUGUGCUGCAGUCUUGUUUUUUGGUGUGAAGGAGCAAAAAGAGAGCGGUUGUAAAACCUCAACUCCGCCGCUCACCUUCCGUCAAGGCCUGUGGGUGAUCAUGAGUCACGGACCCUACGUCAAGCUGGUCAUCGGCUUCCUCUUCACAUCGCUGGGUUUCAUGUUGCUGGAAGGAAACUUUGCCCUUUUCAUCACCCACGCGCUGGGCCACAGGAAGGACUUCCAGAAUAUCUUGUUGGUCAUCAUGGUAUCUGGAACUUUAACCAUCCCGUGGUGGCAGUGGUUCCUGACUCGGUUUGGGAAGAAGACGGCGACGUACUGCGGCAUGUUGUGGGCAGUACCCUUCAUGAUCCUGAUCGUCUCCAUCCAGAGCCACCUGGUCAUUUCCUACUUGGUCUCCGUGGCAGCAGGUGUGAGUGUGGCAGCAGCGUUCCUCCUCCCUUGGUCAAUGCUUCCGGAUGUUGUGGAUGACUUCAAAGUUCAGAAUCCAGAUGUCCACGGUCAUGAAGCCCUCUUCUAUUCUUUUUAUGUGUUCUUUAUCAAGUUUGCAUCUGGCUUGUCUCUCGGCAUUUCCACUCUCAGUUUAAAAUUUGCUGGGUAUGUGACUGGUGAGUGCUCCCAGCCUGAGGCGGUCAGCUUAACCCUGAAGGUCCUGGUCUCUCCUGUUCCCAUCGUCCUCAUCGUCGUCGGACUUCUGGUGAUUGUGACCUACCCCAUCAAUGAGGAGAGGAGAAAAGGCAACCGCAAACUACUGGAGGAUUUGUUAGACUCCAACUCGGAAACGUCAGAACUGGGAAGCAGUGUGUAGCAGCUGCAUUGAACUCUUGUCAGGACGGGUAGCAUACAGCAGACCAACACAGCUGCCUUUUCACCAGCAUCAACCUACUUUAUACUAUACUAUCAUGCGGGUUCAUGGCGCCCUCCAGUGGCCAAAGUAUUUUGUUUGUUGCCUUUUCAACCAGUUGGGACUGAAUUCAACUGAAAGCAGCUUUAGUUUCAUCACCAUGAAGCCAAAAUGACAACUGAACCGUUAUUUAUUAUCAUCUAUCAUCAGGGCACUAAGAUCUGCUCAUAUGCCAACUACAUGUUUUCACAGAAAUGUAUUGAGACGAUCCACUUUUUUUUUCUGGUUCUGUGUGAAGCCAAAAUCCACCAGCUUUCUUGGUAACACUCCACUUCCUCCUUCGUCUGCUUUACCUCACAAAAUCUUAGUUACAGACGUGAUUUUUGUUGUUGUACCUUAUGAUAUAUUUAUUUAUUGGUUUGUAAGAUCUGACUCUAGUGCGUGCAGGGGAGUGUGAUGUUACUUUUGCUUUCGGCUAUUUAUAUUUAUUAGAAUAUCUCAGUUCAUGGGGUUUGUAAGCACUCUCUCACUGUUUUUCAGUGAGCUUUGUUUACUGUUUUGGUUUUCCGAAGAACAUUUCAUGUUUUGUUUACUUGAAUUUUCUGAAGGUGAAAAUGCAUUUUUGUACCAAAUGAAGUGAAAUCCAUAGUUUAGCUCACUCACAGGCACUUGCUUUUCUAUUUAUGCUUGAAGUUUUUAUUUAUCUGGUGAAGACUUUCUGAUGAUGCAAAGUAGCCUUUCAAUUCCUUUGAGUCUUUUCUCUAUAAAGUGAGCAUCAGUGAGUAAAAGAGGUAACGCUCUCACAUACCAAGAAGGAGGAAGGUUUUAUUUAAAUAUUCAAGCAAGUUGUCUAAGGGAAUGUUAUUUCCUCAUGCAAUCACAAUGUUGUGAUUUAUUAACAGGGGAGCAAAAAACAUAAAAAUAAAUCAAAUUCUUUAAAGUUAAAAGUUAAACGAGCUGCUUUUAGAAUAAUACGAUCGACCAAUAACAUUACUGGAAGGACUUGGGACUGUGUAGUAUUUUCUUUAGGAUUUUUGAAAUGGCACUAAUUGGAGUGAAUUUCUAGCAUGUACAUUUGUAUAUGUAAAUUGUAAAUAUGACAGCAUUGAGCAAUACUUGAAUCAUUAAAAAAAAUGUUUUAUGUAAAAUUGUAAAUCAAUAAAUAAAAAUAGUUGAAACAAG